UAAAAAAUUGUGAAUCCAUCACAUUUCUUCUUUGAUCAAUUCUCCUUAGAAGCAGAAAAUGGCCACUUCUGUUAUGACAACUCUUCCCCAUUUCAGUGGGCUAAGACCCCAAGUCUCACCCGCCCCAGUACAAAGUCUGGUGGCAGUUCAACCAAUGAGGCAGAAGGGCAAGGGAGCUUUGGGGGCUCGCUGUGGCUUCAUUGGCUCACCCACAAACUUGAUUAUGGUGACAUCUACAAGCCUAAUGCUAUUUGCGGGAAGAUUUGGGUUGGCACCAUCGGCAAACAGGAAGUCGACAGCAGGAUUGAAGCUUGAAGUGAGGGAUUCAGGGCUGCAAACUGGAGACCCGGCCGGGUUCACACUGGCUGACACCUUGGCUUGUGGUUCUGUUGGUCACAUCAUUGGGGUUGGGGUUGUUCUUGGCCUCAAGAACAUUGGUGCUCUGUAAAAAUCUUUCUUACGUGUUUGAACCUAAUUAAUUAGUACACUUCUGUCUGCCAUUUUUAUUUGCUGAA
Messenger RNA from Pistacia vera, 515 nucleotides. RefSeq names its product photosystem I reaction center subunit psaK, chloroplastic-like. The coding region runs from base 59 to 448 and encodes 129 amino acids. The transcript is spliced from 3 exons. NCBI's taxonomy places the organism in Eukaryota, Viridiplantae, Streptophyta, Magnoliopsida, Sapindales, Anacardiaceae. Gene Ontology annotation, biological process: photosynthesis. The record is from RefSeq and is a predicted model, not a curated record. Gene Ontology annotation, cellular component: photosystem I; membrane.